This is a messenger RNA of Callithrix jacchus (white-tufted-ear marmoset), 5222 nucleotides long. It is a transcript of the gene PDE8B, whose product is annotated as phosphodiesterase 8B. Gene Ontology annotation, biological process: signal transduction. Lineage: Eukaryota; Metazoa; Chordata; Mammalia; Primates; Cebidae. Gene Ontology annotation, molecular function: 3',5'-cyclic-nucleotide phosphodiesterase activity. The record is from RefSeq and is a predicted model, not a curated record.
AUGUGUUGGUGAAAAGCGAGUGGCUUACAAGGCCCUUCAGGGGAAGAGGGGCUGGGACGCAGGGGGCGGCGUCGGGAUGAGUGUAGAAGAGACGAGGCCUCUGGACAGCGGAGGAGGAGGGGACGGCGCCGAGGCGCGGUGCCAGCUGCCGUGCACAGGGGCCCCGCGGCGGAUCCGAGCCGCGGGCACGCUCUGCCCAGUCCCGAGAGCUCGGGGAGCUGCGGGAGGGGCGGAGGGGCGCAGUGGGGCCCGGGCGGCUGCGGCCCCGGAGCCUGGGCACCUGAGGAGGAAGGAGGGUGGGAGUGAGGGAGGGAGGGGACGGGCUCAGACCGAAAGUGGGGAAAGAAGGUGCAGGCGGGCGGGCGAGAGGGCAGGCGCCCUGGCCCAGGGCCGCGGGUGCGGGAGCCCGGCGAGGUCAAGCUGGGCGGCGGCGGGGGCCGUGCCGAGGGAGGAGGGGAAGGCGGAGGCGCGGGGAGCGUGUUUGGGGCGCCGCGGCGGGGAGGUUAGCGGCCGCCGGUGCGCGCGGGGCGCUGUGUGUGCGCGCUCCCCCGCUCGGGGAGGAAGAUGGCCCAAAAGGGAAAGUUGGGGUGACGCUCGCUGUCCCUGGAGGCUCGGCGGGGGGCAUCGCGGCCAGCCCGACGGAGGGGCGGACGCACAGGCCGGGGGGCGCGCAGUCCGGGCGCUGCCGCGGCCGCCCACUCACUGCAGGUGGCAGCCGGUGCGCUGGGUCCCGGCGGCCGCGGGCGCAGGCGGGCGCGCGGGGGAGCCCGGCCGAGGGAUGGGCUGCGCCCCCAGCAUCCAUGUCUCGCAGAGCGGCGUGAUCUACUGCCGGGACUCGGACGAGUCCAACUCGCCCCACCAGACCACCAGCGUGUCGCAGGGCCCCGCGGCACCCCUGCCUGGCCUCUUCGUCCAGACCGACGCCGCCGACGCCAUCCCCCCGAGCCGCGCAUCGGGACCCCCCAGCGCCGCCCGCGUCCGCAGGGCCCGCGCCGAGCUGGGCAGCGGCAGCAGCGCAGGUUCCGCAGCCCCCGCCGCGACCACCAGCAGGGGCCGGAGGCGCCACUGCUGCAGCAGCGCCGAGGCCGAGACUCAGACCAGCUACACCAGCGUGAAGCAGGUGUCUUCUGCGGAGGUGCGCAUCGGGCCCAUGAGACUGACGCAGGACCCUAUUCAGGUUUUGCUGAUCUUUGCAAAGGAAGAUAGUCAGAGUGAUGGCUUCUGGUGGGCCUGUGACAGAGCUGGUUAUAGAUGCAAUAUUGCUCGGACUCCGGAGUCAGCCCUUGAAUGCUUUCUUGAUAAGCAUCAUGAAAUUAUUGUAAUUGAUCAUAGACAAACUCAGAACUUCGAUGCAGAAGCGGUGUGCAGGUCAAUCCGGGCCACAAAUCCCUCCGAGCACACAGUGAUCCUCGCAGUGGUUUCACGAGUAUCGGAUGACCAUGAAGAGGCCUCAGUCCUUCCUCUUCUCCACGCAGGCUUCAACAGGAGAUUUAUGGAGAAUAGCAGCAUAAUUGCUUGCUAUAAUGAACUGAUUCAAAUAGAACAUGGGGAAGUUCGCUCUCAGUUCAAAUUAAGGGCCUGUAAUUCAGUGUUUACAGCAUUAGACCACUGUCAUGAAGCCAUAGAAAUAACAAGCGAUGACCACGUGAUUCAGUAUGUCAACCCAGCCUUCGAAAGGAUGAUGGGCUACCACAAAGGUGAGCUCCUGGGAAAAGAACUCGCUGAUCUGCCCAAAAGCGAUAAGAACCGGGCAGACCUUCUCGACACCAUCAAUACAUGCAUCAAGAAGGGAAAGGAGUGGCAGGGGGUUUACUAUGCCAGACGGAAAUCCGGGGACAGCAUUCAACAGCACGUGAAGAUCACCCCAGUGAUUGGCCAAGGAGGGAAAAUUAGGCAUUUUGUCUCCCUCAAGAAACUGUGUUGUACCACUGACAAUAAUAAGCAGAUUCACAAGAUUCAUCGUGAUUCAGGAGACAAUUCUCAGACAGUAGAGAUGGGGUUUCUCCAUGUUGGUCAGGCUGGUCUUGAACUCCCAACCUCAGGUGAUUCACCCGCCUUGGCCUCCCAAAGUGCUGGGAUUACAGAGCCUCAUUCAUUCAGAUAUAAGAACAGGAGGAAAGAGUCCAUUGACGUGAAAUCGAUAUCAUCUCGAGGCAGUGAUGCACCAAGCCUUCAGAAUCGUCGCUACCCGUCUAUGGCGAGGAUCCACUCCAUGACCAUCGAGGCUCCCAUCACAAAGGUUAUCAAUAUAAUCAAUGCAGCCCAAGAAAACAGCCCAGUCACAGUAGCAGAAGCCUUGGACAGAGUUCUAGAGAUUUUACGGACCACAGAACUGUACUCCCCUCAGCUGGGUACCAAAGAUGAAGAUCCCCAUACCAGUGAUCUUGUUGGAGGCCUGAUGACUGACGGCUUGAGAAGGCUGUCAGGAAACGAGUAUGUGUUCACAAAGAAUGUGCACCAGAGCCACAGUCACCUGGCGAUGCCAAUAACCAUCAAUGAUGUUCCCCCUUGUAUCUCUCAAUUACUUGAUAAUGAGGAGAGUUGGGACUUCAACAUCUUUGAAUUGGAAGCCGUUACACAUAAAAGGCCGUUGGUUUACCUGGGCUUAAAGGUUUUCACUCGGUUUGGAGUAUGUGAAUUUUUAAACUGUUCUGAAACCACUCUUCGGGCCUGGUUCCAAGUGAUUGAAGCCAACUACCACUCUUCCAAUGCCUACCACAACUCCACCCAUGCUGCCGACGUACUGCAUGCCACCGCUUUCUUCCUUGGAAAGGAAAGAGUAAAGGGAAGCCUCGAUCAGCUGGAUGAGGUGGCAGCCCUCAUUGCUGCCACGGUCCAUGACGUGGAUCACCCAGGAAGGACCAACUCUUUCCUCUGCAAUGCAGGCAGCGAGCUUGCUGUGCUCUAUAAUGACACUGCGGUUCUGGAGAGCCACCACACUGCCCUGGCCUUCCAGCUCACAGUCAAGGACACCAAGUGCAACAUUUUCAAGAAUAUUGACAGGAACCAUUAUCGAACGCUGCGCCAGGCUAUUAUUGACAUGGUUUUGGCAACAGAAAUGACAAAACACUUUGAACAUGUGAAUAAGUUUGUGAACAGCAUCAACAAGCCAAUGGCAGCUGAGAUUGAGGGCAGCGACUGUGAAUGCAACCCUGCUGGGAAGAACUUCCCUGAAAACCAAAUCCUGAUCAAACGCAUGAUGAUUAAGUGUGCUGACGUGGCCAACCCAUGCCGCCCCUUGGACCUGUGCAUUGAAUGGGCUGGGAGGAUCUCUGAGGAGUAUUUUGCACAGACUGAUGAAGAGAAGAGACAGGGGCUCCCUGUGGUGAUGCCAGUGUUUGACCGGAAUACCUGUAGCAUCCCCAAGUCUCAGAUAUCUUUCAUUGACUACUUCAUAACAGACAUGUUUGAUGCAUGGGAUGCCUUUGCACAUCUGCCAGCCCUGAUGCAACAUCUGGCUGACAACUACAAACACUGGAAGACACUAGAUGACCUAAAGUGCAAAAGUCUGAGGCUUCCAUCUGACAGCUAAAGCCAAGCCACAGAAGGGGCCUCUUGACCUAAAAAGGACACUGUGAAUCACAGUAGUGUAAAUAAGAGGCUUUCCUUUCUAAUGACAAUGACAGGUACUGGUGAAGGAGGUAAUGUUUAAUAUUUGACCUUGAAUCAUUCAAGUCCCCAAAUUUCAUUUUAGAAAGUUAUAGUCCAUGAAGAAAAAUACACAUUUGUUUGAACACUUAAUGACAGAACAAAGUGGCAAACUCCUGUGCUCUGCUGUCAUCCUGUGUACCCCUGUCAAUCCAUGGAGCUGAUUCACCGUAACUAGCCGGCCACAGGAAGCAAAGCCUUGGUGUCUGUGAGCUCAUCCGCCAGGAUGGUGACUAAGUAGCUUAGCUAGUACUCAGCUCAUCCCUUACCAUAACAGUCAUAUUUGCUGUUUAGCUUGACUAUCUUCCUCAAGAGCAUCGAUCUGAAGGAGUCAUAAGUUUAUCUGAACAGAUGUAUCUAAGAAAAAAACUACAAAAAAUAAGUGAAACAACUAGGACCAAAUUACAGAUCAACUAGUUAGCUUCACAGCCUCUAUGGCUACAUGGUUCUUCUUGCUAAUGGUGUGACACCCAGGUUAGAAUGCAGCUUUGGCUGGUGGGUGCCCUCUCUAGACUGGUAUCAGCAGCCUGUUUACCCACUUUCCUGUAAAAGGGAUUCAUCUUAACAGAAAGCCAUCUAUGAUGAGGGAAAAAGUGGCAUGUCAUUGUCGGGGAGGGAAUCCAUGAGCUUCCCUUAUUUCAGGCUCACAGAGGUAGCCAUGAGGCACUCUACCAAGUAUUAUAUAAAAGCCAUUAAAUCUGAAUGCCCUUGGACAAGCUUUUUUUUUUUUUUUUUUUAAAAAAAAGAAGUUUAUAUAAAUGUUUAAAAUUUUUAUUAAAAUCCAAAAUUUCUGGGUGUAAGCCCAUGGAAGAUGUUGUGCCAUGCACCACCUAUACGAUAUUUCGGGAGGGGACAGGGGAAGUUUCAAGGUUCAGAUGUUUUUAACCAAUCUAUAUUUGAAAUCAUGCCAUUUGCUUUAACAAUGUUAAAAUUGUGCGGUGUAAAUAUAUCAGAAAAUAGGCAUAUGGGGAGGCAGUAAAUACUAUUUUAAGCUAUUAAUUGUAUGCUAAAAGCUUCUAAAGCACAAGUGCAUAUUUUUAUACUGCUCUUUUCACAACUUUCUGUGAUCUACAUAGUCAAACUUGAGAUUUUCCUUUCUUUUACCCAGCUGAUCCUUCUCUAUGUAUUAUAAAUAUUAGACUCCGUAAACAAACUUAGUUUUUCUUUCUCUGUACUUCAUGCUGCAUUUUUAAAAGGUAUAAACAGAGAAUUAAUUAAAUCAGUAGUUACUUUUUUUCCAUACAAAUUGGAAUGCAGAAUACUUGGAACUUGUACAUGGGGAAAAAAUGACUUAUCACUACAUAAUGUGCCAAUGUUUUUUUCUAUGUUUUGUACCAAAAAUGGAAAAAUAGGACAAUUCCAUGCAAAGAAAUGUAUCUAAAUUAUUUUUGUUAGAUGAUAAGAGACCUUGCUUGGUCAGGACAGCAGCCAGCUUUGUAUUGUAAUGCUAUAUUAUGUAAAUGUGAUGAAAAUGUUUUCAUGAAGUACUUGUAACUAAAUUCCUACAGCCAUUUUUCAUUCCCAGCAGCUGUUUUUAUUUUACCUCUUUGGCCUAAACUUUUCAUAAUUUCAAA